AUGUCGAAGGUGGCAGUAUUCUCAGUAUUGCGACGACGACAACAUCAUCACAUGUAUCACGACUAUUCAGAAGAUGGUAUUCAUAUUUGUGUUGUGAUACACGUCGCCCGCACUCGAGGCGGGCCUUCGUCUGUCUCCCUUCAGACGCUCCUUCCUCACAUUGGCGAGGCUACGCUCCAGCAGAGCUCAGAGGGUCGGAAUGGAGACAGGCCUUCGUAA
Molecule: messenger RNA, 219 nt
Organism: Pseudocercospora fijiensis CIRAD86
Lineage: Eukaryota; Fungi; Ascomycota; Dothideomycetes; Mycosphaerellales; Mycosphaerellaceae
Exons: 4
Coding region: 1-219 (72 amino acids)
Source: RefSeq, a predicted model, not a curated record